Messenger RNA from Anneissia japonica, 8052 nucleotides. Its product is annotated as CCR4-NOT transcription complex subunit 1-like. The transcript has 43 exons. The record is from RefSeq and is a predicted model, not a curated record. Gene Ontology annotation, molecular function: molecular adaptor activity. Gene Ontology annotation, cellular component: P-body; CCR4-NOT core complex. NCBI's taxonomy places the organism in Eukaryota, Metazoa, Echinodermata, Crinoidea, Comatulida, Comatulidae. Gene Ontology annotation, biological process: nuclear-transcribed mRNA catabolic process, deadenylation-dependent decay. The coding region runs from base 196 to 7263 and encodes 2355 amino acids.
UUCACGUUCGUUUGAGUCACAAAAUGGCGAUCCAUUAGUAUUCCAAGAAGAACUACUGAACAAAUGUCGCAAUUUUGUGAUUCAUUCUUUAACAUAUUUCGCUAGAAUAACUCAUACCAUCGAAUCAUUGUUUUAUAUGCGAAUUCCGUAGGUUUUCAGUUAACUGAAAGCUUUCAUCUUCGAAAUAAUGAAAUAAUGAAUCUGGACUCACUGUCGCUGGCCUUAUCCCAGAUCUCGUAUUUGGUUGCAAACCUGAACAAAAAGAACUACAAAUCCAGUGUUACAGAAGUCUCUUAUUUGGUGCAGCAGCACGGUCUGGAAACUGACCGUCACCUGCUGCGCUGUCUCUUCUCCCACGUCGAUUUCAGUUGCGGUGACAGCAAAGGCAGUGGUAAAGAUUUUCAGGCCCAGCUGUUGAUACAAGAGUGCGCAUCACUUGUGUCAAAGUCAAAUUUCACAACAUUACUUUGUUUUGCGGUGAGCAACCCUCUGCAUUACCAAAAGACUCUGAGGCCAAGUCCUCAGCUUUUUUCUCAGAUCAGUAAAACUCUCAAGCUAUCUCGAGUGCAGGAGCUAGUGUUUGGCUUAGCUCUACGUCAUUCUUCUGUUCCAGAAAUACAAAUUCUAGCCACACAGUUUGUGAAGCUGAAGCUGCCAGAUUUAAUUCGCUCCUACGUGGACCCUGAUUUAAGCCAGGAAGUAGGAGGUUUGACCGAUAUUUCUAUUGAGGUUCUGCACUCGUUGCUGUCAUAUCUACUACAGGUUGGCAGAGACAAAAGCGCUGCUGUUACAGGUGUAUCACCACCACAGAGAGACACAUUCCUUGCUACAUUACGCAAAGAGUUCCCACGUGACCGUCUGCCGGUUAUUUUAGCACCACUGUUGUACAGUAGUGACGAAGACAUCACCAUGGAAAGACUAAUGUCAGAUAACUUGAAUGUACCCAAAGGCACUACUGAUAGCCUUCUAGCGGACGCACUGCAAGAAUUGGGCUACGGAUGCUGCCAAUCAAUGGAAGAGUGUCGCAAGACGCUGAUGCAGCUAGGUGUCCAGAACCUAACACCUUUGUCAAUUGCAAUGGUGCUUGGCAUGAUGGCUCGUACCCAUACAGGGCUCAGUGAUGAUAGCAUGAGUGUGCAGUUGUUGACAGGCUCGAAUACUUGGAGUGAUGGUAAAGACAAGAGUGAUCAAUCCACCUCAACGACAUGGAAUGCUGAAUUGUUCAUUGAAGCGGUACGUGACCUGGCGCCACAUAUUAAUUUCCGCGAUGUGAUCCUAGCGCUCGACCACCCAGGAUUUAUCUUGAAGGAUGUGCAAGGCUUGCGCUUGCUGAAACAAGCGUUGCUACGUGGACUGCAGGACAUGUUCCCGAUUGAGGUGCUCUACCGUAUCUGGAAGAACACCGAAGGACAGUUGUCAUGGAUACAACAGAUUUUAUCCAAUCCGGACGUGUUCUGCUUUGCUGAUUAUCCAUUCCAUGGGGUUGUUGUGGAAAUAUUGAAGGCUCUUCCAGAGGAGGACAACCGAGAAAUUGCUAAUUGGAAAUCAAUGGAGUUGACAGAAACUCUGUUGACAACAUCAGAGAUGGGAAAAUACGACCAGGUGAAGGCGCUCUUUGCAUUUCCAAUAAAACAUUGUCCUGAUAUGCUGCUCUUGAGUCUGCUGCAAUGUGGCGUAAGUUCUCUUCCGUCAGUAGACACACAGCCAAAAUGGACGUCACUACGACAUGAACUCAUCUCGAUAUUAAUCCCAAUCUUUUUGGGAAAUCAUCCCAACUCAAGUAUAGUGCUGCAAUAUGCCUGGUUAGGCAAUAGCCAAUCACCCUCUGUGCGACAAAUUAUCAUGCAUUCAAUGGCCGAAUGGUACAUGCGAGGUGAGAGUGAUCAAGCUAGGCUGUCGCGCAUACUAGACGUAGCCCAGGACCUGAAGGCUUUAUCCCUUCUACUUAGUGGUACACCAUUUAAAUUUGUGAUUGAUCUUGCCUGCCUAGCCUCCAGACGGGAGUACCUGAAGCUGGAUAAAUGGAUAACCGACAAGAUACGAGAACAUGGGGAAUUGUUUGUGCAAGCUUGCGUUGUUUUCCUGAAACGUCGUGCACCCCAGGUGCUAGGAAUAUCCGAGAAGGAUGUAGGUAACUACAAGCAAGGAAGUCUACCUUUGGAGACUGUCGGUACAAUGCUAGCAUGCCUGCAAGCUGCAGCAGGCACUGUAGCCCCUGAUAUUUCUGAGCAAAUCAUGAACAUGGUAGCCAACUGCUCAAACCUGUUGAAGUCUAGGCCUCCACCUGGUGUCAUGAAGCCGCAACCUAGCCCCGGUAUCAACCAACAGCCUGGCUUUCCUAGCUUAGGACAAGCUUUUGCGUCUCAGAUGGACCCACUUGCUGGAAUGCAAUCUUUGAACCUUGGUGGCAAUACAACACCUACAUCCAGUGUUGGUAUGGGUACUUUCCCACAGCAGUCGAUGAUGUCAUUGUUCAACGCUUCUCAGUCACCACCGAAGCCAUUCCCCAACUUGCCUCCUGUGUUGGGCGGAUCUGCUCUUCCGAAUAAUAACCAACAUCAGAUGCGGACAAAUAGUAAUAUGAUGCCAACACCUGCCAACAAGCCUGCUAGGCAAGGUGAUAUAGCCAGCAUAUGGCCGGAAUUAAACCAGACAUUCUCCCAAGAAAUUGACGACGAAGCCAAUAGUUACUUCCAGAAGAUUUACAACCAGCCGCCGAACCCGUCAAUGUCAGUAGAGGAAGUGAUUGAGAUGCUGAAGAACUUCAAAGACUCUGCAGUCAAGAAAGAAAGGGAGGUGUUCAUGUGUAUGUUGCGUAAUCUGUUUGAGGAGUACAAGUUCUUUCCGCAGUAUCCUGAUCGUGAGCUUCAUAUCACAGCUUGUUUGUUUGGUGGAAUCAUAGAACAAGCUCUUGUAACAUAUAUUGCACUUGGAAUUGCUCUUCGCUAUGUUUUAGAAGCACUACGUAAGCCCCAUGGUAGUAAAAUGUACUAUUUCGGUAUCGCUGCAUUGGACAAGUUUAAAACGAGAUUGAAAGACUAUCCUCAAUAUUGCCAGCAUCUGGCAUCUAUCCCUCACUUUGAACAGUACCCAGAAACACUCAUUGAGUACAUCCGGUACGGAGAACAACAGCGUGAACCGCCAUCUAGAAGCCAGACUGGCACAACAACGCCCUCAACGCCGACAGUUACCACAGUUACAUCAACUACUACAGGCAGUACAAAAACGACGACAACAAUUGCUACGGCAACAACAACAACAGCUGUGACAACAAAAUCCACCAAGCAUGUUCCUCCUUCAAUUGCAAACACGACGAACAUCAAUACUCUACUCGUUGCUCGGAAGGAUGAACCCAAAGAACCGCCUGAAAACAUACAGGACAAGAUUGCGUUCAUCUUUAACAACUUAUCACAGUCAAACAUGACAAUCAAGGCAGAGGAUAUUAAAGAGAGUGUGGCAGAGUACAAGCAGUGGAUUGCACAGUACAUGGUCAUGAAGCGGGCAAGCAUCGAGUUUAACUUUCACUCCCUCUACUCAUCAUUUGUCGACACUCUUAAAAUGCCAGAUUUCUCGAACAUGGUUAUUAAUGAAACACUUCGCAACAUUGAAGUAUUACUUGCAUCUGAUAAGAGUGAUUCUAAUUUCUCUGAUCGAUCGCUUCUGAAGAAUCUCGGUCAUUGGCUAGGCAUGCUGACGCUAGCUAAGAACAAACCAAUCCUACAAAUAAACAUCGACCUCAAGGAGCUGCUUCUGGAGGCUUAUCAUAAUGAACGCUCUGAGCUGGAACUGUUGUACGUUGUCCCGUUUGUCGCCAAGAUCAUAGAAUCGUGCGUGAAAAGUAAAGUGUUCAAGCCACCGAACCCGUGGACGAUGGCGGUUAUGGGUGUCCUGGCCGAGCUACAUCAGGAGCCGGACCUUAAGCUCAACCUCAAGUUCGAAGUGGAGGUGUUAUGUAAACACUUGAGCCUUGAUAUCAAUGAAGUUCCCAUUACAGGGUACCUAAAGGAAGGUGAGCGUCUUCUCAACUUCAAACCUAAACUUUCCGGUCGCCGCAAGCACAAAGACGAAUCAUCGACGUUGCCCCCGACAGUGUCUGACACGCCGGUUGCACCGACGCCAAGCACGGCCGUUGCACCGGCCACAUCAGGGACAACCCCUACUACUUCAUCGACGAUUGCACAACCACAAUUCAACUUUCAGGACUUGAAUACAUCAUCAUUGAGCGGGCUUUAUGCACAUAUUACUAUCAACAGCCAGGCUGAAGUUUUCCAAAUUGUUCCUCAACUACGUUUAUGUGUGCGGUUGGCAGUGGAGCGAUCGGUGCAAGAAUUAGUUCAGCCUGUUGUAGAGAGGUCCAUCAAGAUAGCACUUACCACUUGUGAACAAAUUGUGAAAAAGGAUUUUGCAUUAGAUCCGGAAGAGAAUCGUAUCCGACUGGCAGCUCAUCACAUGGUGCGGAACUUGACAGCUGGUAUGGCAAUGAUAACGUGCAGGGAACCACUACUGCUUAGUAUCAGUAACAACUUCAAGAGUGUCUGCUUGACAACACUUAAGGCUGCAACCCCUCAACAGAAAGAAGCAAUAGAACAGGCAGCCAGUAUGGUUGCUGCUGAUAAUGUAGAACUGGCGUGUGCUUUUAUCCAGAAGUGUGCAGUCGAGAAAGCCGUACCUGAAAUGGACCGUAGAUUAGCAACUGAGAUUGAACUUAGAAAGCAUGCAAGGAAUGAAGGACGUCGCUAUUGUGAUCCAGUCGUCCUAACCUAUCAAGCUGAAAGGAUGCCAGAGCAGAUUAGGCUAAAGGUUGGAGGCGUAACACCCACGCAGAUUGCAGUAUAUGAGGAGUUUGCUCGUGUUAUCCCAGGGUUCCUGCCAACAACAGAAUCAGCACAGCCAGUCCAGGUAACCAAUAAGCAGUCUUAUGCCCUGGAUGAGAUCACACAAAUCUACGAUAAAUGUGCAACAGAGAUCGAGCAGCACAUCCAACACGUGAGUAUGAUCGCACCAAACAACCAACACUUACACGUCAUGGAAUUGCUGUUGGAGGCCGUUGUCCUGGCACGCAACUCACGCGAGAUCGUCACGGCUCUAUCUCUUCUUCAAAAGGCUGUAGAGGGCUUAAUGGAAGGCUACAUUCCACUAAGUCUAGACCCUGAAAUCGCCAUGAGGUACCAGAAUACUCACCUGUUAGUCCUGAAAGCCCUCCAAGAUCAGAGGGCCUAUGGACCACAAUGGACCAAUAAACAAGUCACAAGGAUGGUCUGUGAGCAUAGAGGAGAACAAAAGUAUAACCUUGAUGCAAUUGAGGCACUGCUUCGAGCACACCUCAUCACUCUGCAAGCAUAUGAUUUGCAUAUUGCACAGUCUAUGGACAAUGGAAUGAACCCAACAUCAGUAACGUAUGCAAUGAACAUCGCUAAACGAUUUCUGAUUGACGAUAAACAGAGCAACAUCUUGAACGAAGCUGAUUUGUACAAUACAUUGCAAGUGCUUGCACGCAUCGCUGCACACUCCUCAAACCCACCUGACAUGCCUGGACCAUUUGCUGGGAGGUUAGCACACCUCAUUGAGCUGGUACGUCAAAACCAUGACCCUGCCUUCCUUGACAAAGCACCUGGAGGACCAACAUCUAUGAUGCACUCUGGUAUCUCGCAAGCACGGGAGUUUGAUGAUCCACCAGGCCUUCAAGACAAGACGGAAUAUCUACUCCGCGAGUGGGUUAACAUGUACCAUUCACCUGCUGGUGGACGAGAUAGCACCAAGGCAUUCUCGGCAUUUGUUAACCAGAUGCAUCAACAGGGUAUCCUAAAGACAGACGACCUCAUAACCCGCUUCUUCCGAAUCUGUACUGAACUGUGCGUGAAGCUGUGCUAUCACGCGCUGUCAGAGCAGGCGCACACAGCCACGUUAACACGUUCCAAGUGUUUCCACACAUUGGAUGCUUUUGUUAGACUGAUCGCACUGCUGGUGAAGCAUUCCGGCGAUGCGGCUAAUAGUGUGACAAAAAUCAACUUAUUGAACAAAGUACUGGGUAUUGUUGCCGGUGUACUGCUUCAUGACCAUGAGAAACGUGGCAGUGACUUCCAGCAGUUACCAUACCAUCGUAUCUUCAUCAUGCUACUCCUGGAACUUAACGCCCCUGAGCACGUACUCGAGACAAUCAACUUCCAAGUAAUGACAGCAUUCUGCAAUGCAUUCCAUGUGCUGCGUCCAUCUAAGGCACCUGGUUUUGUAUAUUCCUGGUUGGAGUUGAUUUCCCAUAGGAUCUUCAUUGCUAGAAUGUUAGCAACUAUGCCACAGCAGAAGCAAGGAUGGCCAAUGUAUGCUCAGUUGUUGAUUGAUAUCUUCAAGUUCGUUACUCCAUUCCUCCGCAAUGCUGAUCUUUCAAAGCAUGUAUCUCUCUUGUAUAAGGGAACUCUUCGACUGUUGUUAGUUUUGCUGCAUGACUUCCCAGAAUUCCUGUGUGACUAUCACUAUGGUUUCUGCGACGUCAUCCCGCCGAACUGUAUUCAAAUGCGCAACCUGAUCCUGAGUGCGUUCCCACGUAACAUGCGUCUACCGGACCCAUUCACGCCUAACCUCAAGGUUGACAUGUUGUCGGAUAUCACGCAACCUCCUCGAAUCCUUACAAACUUCGCUGCAAUGAUUCAGCCCGUGACAUUUAAGAAGGAGCUAGAUUCUUAUAUUAAGACGAGAAGCCCUGUCACUUUCCUGUCCGAGCUGCGAGGUCAUCUGCAAGUAUCACAUGAGCCAGGUCAGAGGUACAACGUACCCCUUAUGAAUGCACUAGUCCUAUAUGUAGGGUCACAGGCAAUAGCGUACAUCCACAGCAAAGGAAGCACGCCCUCUAUGAACACUAUAACUCAUUCGUCGCAUAUGGAUAUCUUCCAGAAUUUAGCAGUCGACUUAGAUACUGAAGGUCGGUACCUAUUUUUAAAUGCGGUGGCAAACCAGCUUCGCUAUCCAAAUAGUCACACACAUUACUUCAGUUGUACGUUACUCUACCUGUUCGCAGAAGCCAACUCAGAAGCCAUACAAGAACAAAUCACCAGGGUGCUGUUAGAACGUCUGAUAGUGAAUCGACCCCACCCCUGGGGAUUACUUAUCACAUUUAUUGAAUUAAUUCGCAAUCCAAGCUUCAAGUUCUGGGGUCACGACUUUGUGCACUGUGCACCAGAGAUUGAAAAGUUGUUUGAUACUGUAGCACGUAGCUGCAUGCAACAGAAGCAAGCAAGUACAACAAAUCAGGCCAACUCACCUUCAUAGAUAAUGCUUAAUAGGCUGUGCCAACAAGCAAUUUAUGAUGUAAUGAACGUGCUCAAGAAUCGAUGCAGUAAAAGUAAAUAAUUUUAUAACCGCAUGACUUACAGGUCUGAAAACUAUUUUGUAAAGUGUCUUGUGAGUGUAGAAUGAUUUUCAUUAAAUAAAAAAUUGUUGCAUCUGAAUUUUAAAAGGUGGCAGGAUUAUAAACCAAGCCACCACCAAAGAAUUAUUUCUCUAAUUAUAUAAAGAAAAACAUUUAAAAAAUUAAGAUAUGCUUAUAAUAUGGUUUAGAUAGCAUGAAAUGUAACUUUGUAACCUAACUAUUUUAUUAUAUUGUAACUUAUAACAAAGUCUACCUACAAGCUAUACAUUUGGAUCAAAAACUUUUUUUUUUACAUGUUUUCAGAAAUUACCUGGAAUGGUGCCAUAAUAUACGGUACUAACUGAGCCUUAGUAGAGAAUACAGAUAUACAGUUCAUUUCCAUAAUAAAAAUUGACUAAACAACUACUAUAUCAUGUUACUUAAAAGUUUUUUUUAUGUUUCUUUGGUUAGUUUUCAAUCUUGCUGAGAAAAUGGUAUUUCUUUAGUUUAAAGUCACAAUUUUGUAUUGAAAUUUUAAAGAACCAAAGAAAAUAAAAUUGCAUUUUCUUUGGUGUUUGACAGUUACCACUAUUGGAGGUAAUGUGUCAGACAGGUUGUGUAUAAAUACUUUGGUUAUAAAUUGCAUUGUACAAGAAAGAUGUAGAUUAGUGGAUAAUAAAAAAAACCUUUUCUGUGUUAUUGAAUGCUAA